ACAAGCUGGAGGCUGAGCUGAUGCAGGGUGGAAACUGUCACUAAUACUCCCUCAUUCCUGUCUUAUAUGCAGCAAAACAGCCUUGUUCUCAUCUUAUCUAAUCUUGUUAUAAUUGCUCCCUCUUGUUACAUAAGAAUAUGGCACACAUGUGAACAUAUCAAAUACAGAAUAUGACUUUUAUCUGGUUUACGCAUUGUGAUUCUACUUAGAUUUCAUUUGAAAUUGAAAAUGCCGGGACAUCUCCAUGGCAAUUUUCAUUGAAAAUGCUGGGACAUCUCCAUGGCAAAGUGACCACGGCUGCCACCCGCAGGCCCUUCCCAAGCAGAGUGGGGUGAAGGGCUGGUUUGGGGUCUGCAGCCGCGUGGGCGUGGCCCCCGGCCCUGGGUGACCGUACCCAUGCCUGGCCCCGUCCCAAGCCCUUGGCCAGCAGCUGGGGAGGAGCCCGACACAUACGCUGGGUGCCGGGAUGAGCGGGUAAGGCUGGAGCGUUGUGGCCCGCGCUUCCCCAGGAGGGCGGUCUGGGGAGGAGGCAGCGGGGGCGAUGGAGGAAGCUCGGUGGCCUGCAGAGAAGCUGUGCGCAGUGCGGGACAGACGGCCAUGUGGAGGCAGAAACGCCGCUGGAGCCGCAGCCGCAGGUCAGAGAAAGGUACGCGAGGAUGGUGAGGUCCCCGGCUGGGGCGAGGGCCCAGUAGACGGGAGCUGGUCUCUGUCUGGAUGGGAAACGCUCGGCUCCCGCCCUGCGGGUCUCACAGAGGCCCAGAAGCUGCGCUGCUGCCCUGUCUCCAACCCUCUCGACUUCUAGAAUUCCCUUCUGGGCCCUGCUAGUCUUCCAGGGCUGUUUAUGGGGCCCUGACAAUGCCUGCUGGCCUCGUUUCUAUCACAUGUGGCUGCCCUAUCAGCUCUCCGACCUCAGCACCCGAAAAGAGCCCAUCUGGCCCGACUGGUGAGGUCCAAGGCCCCGUCUCCAAACAGGCCCUGGGAGGACCCUGGAUGAGCCACGGUUCAGGUGUCAAAAUGCCAACCUUGUCUCAUAUCACUCACUCCUUCUCUCCCCACCCUUUGGCAGCAACCCUGGUCUUAGGCCUGCCUCCCCCAGCUCCGAGCACACCUACUGCAAGGCCUUUACUCAGUCCUGUAUUCCUAUGUUUGCUUCUGCAAAGUUCCUUCCUGCAAAGCUUUGCACCAGGUCUCAGCCCGGGUGUCACCUCCCCAGACAUCCCCCCCGGACCACCUCAUCCACUGCAGCCACCCCGACCCUACCAACACCCGCCACUCCGUCACCUGGGCUCUCUUUUCUGCAUAGCGCUUCACGUUUUCUAUGGUGGUCUUGCUUACUUCUUGUUCACUGGAGUAUUUGUUUUUCCACACCUGAAUGUCAGCUCCACGAGGACAGGGACCUUGUCCGUCUUGUUCACUGAGUGUCUGCAGCCCCUAGCACUGUGCCUGGCACACAGUAGGCCCUCAACAAACGCUUGGGGAAUCGAGGCGCUCAGAGGUUGGGAGCUGUGCAGCUGUCAGGGACAGGGCGCAGUCUUGUCUCCUUCUGUGCACGCUGUCCUGGUUCUCCUCACGUCACUGGGACCUGGAUCCUUCCGCCUUCCACCUGGCUUUCCCUCGAAGCAGCCCUUAACGCUCUCAGCCCAGAAGCCCCGCUACCCGCAUCGACCAAGGCCUCUGCCCACCAGCCACCCUCCCCUCUCUCCCCAGCCCCUCGCUCUUUCCUCUGUCAAGCCUCUGCGCUCCUGUGCUGAAAAAUAAAGUCACCCACUUCUCACCCUUGCAAAGCACCCCAGGUGGAGGCCUGCGACAGAGGCCGGGAGGCGGCGCUCGGGAGAAGCGUCCAGUCUGGCGAGCUGGCGCGGAGGCGUCUGCAGCUGGGCGCAGAGGCGCCAGGAGGGGGGCCACGGGGAGCCUGGGCCGUGCAGGUGCCAGGCGGCCGCCCUGCGGGGAAACCCCAGGGCAGAGGAGCAUCUUGGGAGAGCCACAGGUGAGGGCGAUCACACCGCCGAGGAAAUGAGACAUGAGAUCUGGGGGACAAGCGCCGGCCUGGGCCCAGGCUCGUGUCUGGCGGCAGUGGCUCGCGCUCCGGCCCCGUCCUCACCUGCCCCGUUCCAGAUCCAGCCCCUCCUUGGUGAGCGGUGGGGCUUGAGGAUGAGGAGGGUGAAAGUGCUGUGGGAGGUGGAGCCCGAGCUCAUCUAACAAAUAUGGACCAAGCGCCUACUGUGCGCCAGGCACUGCUCCAGGUCCUGUAGUGCUAGGGACACAGCAGUGACCAUAGCAAAGAUACUGUCCUCUCGGGGCUGGCGUCAGACAGGGCUUAGAUGACAGUUGAUGCUGCGGUCAGGGAGGGGGACAGUGAGUGGGGUGAUGGCAGGAAGGGGGUUAUGCUUUUACAUGGGGUGGUCAGGAGAAGGUGACAUUUGAGCAGAGCCCUGAAGCAAACGUGGAGCCAUGUGCAUGUCUGGGGCGUGCAGGCUGAGGGGCAGCCCGUGCAAUGGCCCUGAGGCAAGAGGGAGGUUGGCCAGUUGAGGAGCAGCAAAGAGGCGGAGGAAG
Messenger RNA from Microcebus murinus (gray mouse lemur), 2553 nucleotides. The record is from RefSeq and is a predicted model, not a curated record. Lineage: Eukaryota; Metazoa; Chordata; Mammalia; Primates; Cheirogaleidae.